Messenger RNA from Scomber japonicus (chub mackerel), 627 nucleotides. Its product is annotated as RING finger protein 222. The coding region runs from base 1 to 627 and encodes 208 amino acids. The transcript has a single exon. Lineage: Eukaryota; Metazoa; Chordata; Actinopteri; Scombriformes; Scombridae. The record is from RefSeq and is a predicted model, not a curated record.
AUGGCAUUUUCUAAGGAAGAUGUGCAGGAGGACGCACCAGAGUGUCCGGUGUGCUAUGAGUGCCUGUCGGGCACUGAAAGGACUCUGAGCUGUGGACAUGUAUUCUGCCACGAUUGUCUGGUCAAAACGUUGGUCAGCGUCAACAGGGAUGGGAACAUCAGAUAUACUAUCGUUUGCCCUAUCUGCCGACAUCAUACAUUCAUCAAGAGACAACAAGAAGUGUCGGUGAUCCCCACGGCGGACAAAGAUUCAGAUGAGGGGCAGACCCUGGAGGUGCCUCUUCCUCUGCCACUGGGACAGCUCCAGAGCGCACGGAGCUCCGCCACGGACAGUUUACCGAGGAGCGUUAAUUGGAUUUCUCGAUGCUUUAGGGGGGUCUCUGAGCGAGCCCGUCGACAGAGGAUGAUCAGCCCCAGCCAUAAGACAUCCCAAAUCUUCAUCAUAAGCGCUGAAGGGCGACCCAUGGUUGAAGAUGAUGCGAUCAGCGUUGUGAUGACUGUGGUUCAACCUCAUCGCCGGCGAAGGCGUAGGAUUUGCACAACCGCGCAAUGCCUGAUUAUUCUGCUGUCGGCAUUUACUAUACUUGCACUGGUAGCUGCAACCUUACCGUGGAUUUUAUUGGCAUAG